AUGGCCUACCACGGGUCAGACGCGCAUACGCCCCAGUACGACGCUCAGCAUGAUGCUCCAAAUUCGCAAUACCGAGAAGACGAGGAUGCCUCACAUGGACUGCUCGCACACCAGCAGGGCCCCUUUGCGACUCCCUUUGAUGAUGCGCACUCGCGCGGCGUCUCGCCCGUGCGCCCAGCAUCUGGCUACAGUCUGACCGAGACCUACGCGACCGAGAAUACCCCGGGAUACCACGAUCCGUAUGCCACCAACACGGGCUAUUCCGGCCAGGAGAACCCGGCGGAGGCCUUUGGAGUCCCCGGUCGCUCGACCUCUCCCUACGCUCGUAGCGAGACCUCCUCGACUGAGGCGUGGCGGCAGCGACAGGCCCCUGGUGGUACCAACAGCGGAGCCAAUCUGCGUCGCUACGCCACACGUAAGGUGAAGCUGGUUCAGGGCUCCGUCUUGAGUGUCGAUUACCCCGUGCCUAGCGCCAUUCAGAAUGCCAUCCAAGCCAAGUACCGUAAUGAUCUGGAAGGCGGAAGCGAGGAGUUUACUCACAUGCGAUACACUGCCGCCACAUGUGAUCCCAACGAAUUCACACUCCACAAUGGCUACAACUUGCGUCCAGCCAUGUACAACCGUCACACUGAGCUGCUGAUCGCCAUCACCUACUACAACGAAGAUAAGACCCUCACCUCGCGAACCCUGCACGGUGUGAUGCAGAAUAUCCGCGAUAUCGUCAACUUGAAGAAGUCCGAGUUCUGGAACAAGGGCGGUCCCGCGUGGCAGAAGAUCGUCGUGGCCCUCGUCUUUGACGGGAUUGACCCUUGCGACAAGGACACCUUGGACGUGUUGGCUACCGUUGGUAUCUACCAAGACGGGGUGAUGAAGCGUGAUGUUGACGGGAAGGAAACGGUGGCGCACAUUUUCGAAUACACCACUCAGUUAUCGGUGACGCCCACACAGCAGUUGAUCCGCCCAACCGAUGAUGGCCCGAGUACCCUCCCUCCUGUGCAGAUGAUGUUCUGUUUGAAGCAAAAGAACAGCAAGAAGAUCAAUUCACACCGUUGGCUCUUCAACGCCUUCGGUCGGAUUUUGAAUCCCGAAAUCUGUAUCUUGCUCGACGCGGGAACCAAGCCAGGCCCCAAGUCGUUGCUGUCCCUGUGGGAGGCCUUUUACAACGACAAGGAUCUAGGUGGCGCGUGUGGUGAAAUUCACGCCAUGUUAGGUAAGGGUUGGCGAAACCUGGUCAAUCCGCUCGUGGCUGCGCAAAACUUCGAGUACAAGAUCAGUAAUAUCUUGGAUAAGCCUCUCGAGAGUUCGUUCGGUUAUGUGUCUGUGUUGCCGGGUGCCUUCUCUGCCUACCGAUUCCGCGCCAUUAUGGGUCGUCCCCUGGAGCAGUACUUCCACGGAGAUCACACUCUCUCGAAGCAGCUCGGUAAGAAGGGAAUCGAGGGAAUGAACAUCUUCAAGAAGAACAUGUUCUUGGCCGAGGAUCGUAUCCUCUGUUUCGAGUUGGUCGCCAAGGCUGGAUCCAAGUGGCACCUCUCGUACGUCAAGGCUUCCAAGGCCGAGACCGAUGUGCCCGAAGGGGCUCCCGAGUUUAUCUCCCAACGUCGUCGUUGGCUGAACGGUUCGUUCGCCGCCGGUAUCUAUUCGCUGAUGCAUUUUGGCCGCAUGUACAAGUCCGGCCACAAUCUCGUGCGCAUGUUCUUCCUCCAUAUUCAGAUGCUCUAUAACAUCUUCCAAACCAUCCUCACCUGGUUCGCACUAGCCUCAUACUGGUUGACCACCACUGUCAUUCUCGAUCUGGUCGGUACUCCCACAAAGGCCAACGGCAACCACGCCUUCCCCUUCGGCAAUUCCGCAACACCGAUCAUCAACACGAUCAUCAAGUAUAUCUACCUGGGCUUCCUGUUGCUGCAAUUCAUUCUUGCUCUAGGAAACCGUCCCAAGGGCUCCAAGUUCACGUACUUGACUUCCUUCGUGGUCUUCGGUAUCGUUCAGGUCUACAUUGUCGUGGACUCGUUGUACCUGGUCAUCCGAGCCUUCUCUGGCAAAAACACCAUGGACUUCAACACCGGUCAUGGUGUUGGCGCAUUCCUCAAAUCCUUCUUUGGUUCAUCCGGUGCUGGUAUCAUCAUCAUCGCCCUUGCUGCCACGUUCGGUCUCUACUUUGUUGCGUCCUUCAUGUACGCCGAUCCAUGGCACAUGUUCACCUCAUUCCCCGCAUACAUGGUCUUGCAAUCGUCGUACAUCAACGUGCUCAACGUGUACGCGUUCAGCAACUGGCACGACGUCUCGUGGGGUACCAAGGGUUCUGACAAAGCUGAUGCAUUGCCCUCUGCCAAGACCACCAAGGACGAAGGCAGCAAGGAUGCCGUUAUUGAGGAAAUCGAUAAACCGCAGGCCGAUAUCGACAGUCAAUUUGAGGCUACCGUCAAGCGCGCCUUGACCCCCUUCGUUGCCCCUGUUGAGAAAGAUGAAAAGUCCCUGGAGGAUUCGUACAAGAGUUUCCGAACCCGACUUGUCACCUUCUGGAUCUUCAGCAAUGCUUUCUUGGCUGUUUGCAUCACGAGUGAGGCUGUCGACAAAUUUGGUUUCACGGACAAAGCUACAGACCGUACGGCUCGUUUCUUCCAGGCCCUGUUGUGGUCCACUGCCGUGAUGUCCUUGUUCCGCUUCAUUGGUGCUUGUUGGUUCCUUGGACGUACCGGUAUCAUGUGCUGCUUUGCGCGUCGGUAA
Molecule: messenger RNA, 2727 nt
Organism: Penicillium diatomitis
Lineage: Eukaryota; Fungi; Ascomycota; Eurotiomycetes; Eurotiales; Aspergillaceae
Gene: chsG
Product: chitin synthase class III
Exons: 4
Coding region: 1-2727 (908 amino acids)
Cellular component (GO): cell periphery; cell septum
Molecular function (GO): chitin synthase activity
Source: RefSeq, a predicted model, not a curated record